GACUUGUAUUGCAUAACACUAUAAACACUAUUAAUGAAGUAAUGAGUCAUAAAUUGAUUGCAAUUAAAGUAAUGAUUGGAUUAAACAAUCGUUUGAUUUGUUAUUAAAUAAAACAUUUGUUUGACAUUUAAAUGAAGAUAUUUGUGGUUCAUAUAUGACAAUAGAUUUAGACAUAUAUGUUAUGUUUUGCUAAGAUAUCAACAAACAGUUGACAUCACGAGUCAAGUGAUAGCAACUAAUGAUAUAUUAAUCAAAAUGGAUGAGACUGUCGGCAAAAGUGAUGAAUUGGUGGCCAAUAAAUGUCUUCUCGAUAUGACUAAUGAAGAAUUAUCACAAAGUCUGGUCAAUGAUAGCAAUGACACAAAUGAUGAUCAAUUGGACACUAUUGAUGAUCAACAAACACCACCCGAUGUGGUUAAUGAUAGCCAGGAAAGGGUGACAAAUGAUGACCAAAAAACAGAAAUUAAUAAAGAAUUUUCUGAAGCGGUGUAUAGUUGUGGCCAAACAGCCGCACAUCAACUCUGUUAUCACUUGAAAUACAUUGAAUGGAAUGGAGUGAAGACACCGAUAAUAACACAGAAUCUGAACGGUCCGUGUCCUUUGUUGGCCAUUAUUAAUGUUCUUAUUCUUAAACGAAGAAUACAAUUACCAUCAAUGAUGGAUAUGAUAACAGAUGAACAGUUGAUGGAAUAUUUGGGCGAUUGUAUAAUCAGUAGCGUUCCUAAGAAUAUUCCCGAAGGAGUUCAACUCAAUUACGAACAGAAUUUUAUGGAUGCGAUGCAGAUAUUACCGAAAUUACCGAAAGGUUUAGACGUUAACGUCAGGUUUACCGGAGUUUUCGAUUUUGAAUACACACCCGAAUGUAUUGUCUUUGAUUUACUUCACAUUCCUCUAUAUCACGGAUGGCUCGUUGAUCCAAAUGAUAAAGAAGUGAAGACAGCUGUUGGCAAUAUUAGUUAUAAUCAAUUAGUUGAUAAAAUAAUUAAUAACAAAACCUCUAUAAACCCUGAAUUGAUUACAGAAGCCUUAAUAGCUGAAGAGUUUUUAGAGAAGACAGCCUCACAGCUAACAAAUUAUGGCCUUCAAGAGCUAAUUAAUCGACUUAAAGAACAAGAGUUGUGUGUUUUAUUUAGAAAUAAUCAUUUUAUAGUCUUAUAUAAACAUAAGAAUCAUUUGUAUCAAUUGGUGACCGAUCAGGGAUUUCUGAGUGAGAAUAAUGUUGUUUGGGAGACAUUAAACAACAUUGAAGGCGACACUGAGUUCGUCGACGGAAACUUUGUUGUAGUUCCUCCUAAACUAAUGCUAAUCACUACAGGAUUAUCUCAGCAACAGAUCGAUCAAGACUAUUUAGUGGCUCUUAGCCUACAAGAAGAGCAAAAGCGACAAAUGGAGAGUUGUAAAGAAUGGGAACAAUUUAAGCAAGACUCUGGUAUGGAAGGACUUACUGAUGAAGAAUUAGCCAAACGUUUACAAGAAGAAGAAGACAAAAGAUUUGCAUUACAAAGACAACAAAGCGAAGACCAGUUGGUGCAACCGCAACAACAACAGCAACAACAACAACAUUCGGCACCAACACAUCAUAGGGGUGGACAACAGGUUCAUCCAAACGCCGGUCUUCAACAAAGAAGAAAUACAAACGGCAGCUCUGAAGAGAGUGAAAACGGAGGAUCAAAUAAAACUAAAAAUAAAAAUUGUAUUAUUAUGUAACGAAAUGACAUUCCGGUCACUUUAAUGAAGAGCUUUUUAAAUAUAGAUGAAGACUAGGAAUCACUGCCUGAAGUGUAUGAAACCCAUACAUACACUAAUUAUUAAGUCAAUAAAUCAAUUACAAUGUAUAUUAGGGAAACAGUAGUUAUAAAUGAAUGUAAAUAUUUGUAUCGUAAAUGAUAUGAAAUUGGAGAAGAUGUGCCUUUUUGGGGGAAGUAUAGCGUUUAUGUGCCUAAAAUCAGGUCUUAAUUUAUAAUUUUCAAUUACCGCUGAAUUUAUUAUAAAAAAUCAUGUAUUAAAUUACGUGAAAAAUUUAAAACGAUUUUAUCAAUACUGUAGUAAUUUAAGUUUAUUAAUCUUCAUAA
Messenger RNA from Oppia nitens, 2072 nucleotides. RefSeq names its product ubiquitin carboxyl-terminal hydrolase MINDY-2-like. Lineage: Eukaryota; Metazoa; Arthropoda; Arachnida; Sarcoptiformes; Oppiidae. Gene Ontology annotation, cellular component: cytosol; cell periphery. Gene Ontology annotation, biological process: protein K48-linked deubiquitination. The transcript has 7 exons. The record is from RefSeq and is a predicted model, not a curated record. Bases 256 to 1707 code for a protein of 483 amino acids. Gene Ontology annotation, molecular function: cysteine-type carboxypeptidase activity; cysteine-type deubiquitinase activity; K48-linked deubiquitinase activity.